Messenger RNA from Acanthisitta chloris (rifleman), 425 nucleotides. It is a transcript of the gene RPL31, whose product is annotated as ribosomal protein L31. Gene Ontology annotation, biological process: cytoplasmic translation. Bases 28 to 405 code for a protein of 125 amino acids. NCBI's taxonomy places the organism in Eukaryota, Metazoa, Chordata, Aves, Passeriformes, Acanthisittidae. Gene Ontology annotation, cellular component: ribosome; cytosolic large ribosomal subunit. Gene Ontology annotation, molecular function: structural constituent of ribosome. The transcript has 4 exons. The record is from RefSeq and is a predicted model, not a curated record.
GCUCGGGUCCUUUGCAGCGUCGCUGCGAUGGCUCCCGCGAAGAAGGGCGGCGAGAAGAAGAAGGGACGCUCUGCCAUCAACGAGGUGGUGACUCGGGAGUACACCAUCAACAUCCACAAGAGGAUCCAUGGCGUGGGCUUCAAGAAACGAGCACCUCGUGCCCUCAAGGAGAUCCGGAAGUUCGCCAUGAAGGAGAUGGGAACGCCUGACGUUCGCAUUGACACCAGGCUGAACAAAGCAGUCUGGGCUAAAGGAAUAAGGAACGUUCCUUACCGGAUCCGUGUGCGUCUGUCCAGAAAGCGCAACGAGGACGAGGACUCACCAAACAAGCUGUACACACUGGUCACCUACGUACCAGUCACGACCUUCAAAGGUCUACAGACAGUCAAUGUGGAUGAAAAUUAAUCUGGUUUUACUUAAAAUAA